GCUGACUCAUCGAUGCAUUUUUCUGCCUGACGGCUCAGGUGUCAGCAGCCCUGAGCCCUCGCGUAAUUUGGAACCCACACAAGGCAAAAUCAUCUUCACAUCCGCCUCUUCCUCCAAGUCCACCCAAAUCUCCCUCCAACCUCGUCGUCCGAGCUCAACGCCCUCCACCCACCUUCAAGAUGGAUUCCAGCAAGCAGCCCGUCAAGCUCGUCAAGGUGACCCGUGUCCUCGGCCGCACCGGCUCCCGUGGUGGUGUCACCCAGGUCCGCGUCGAGUUCAUGGACGACACUUCCCGUUCCAUCAUCCGUAACGUUAAGGGCCCAGUCCGUGUUGACGACAUCCUCUGCCUGCUCGAGUCCGAGCGCGAGGCCCGCCGUCUCCGUUAAAAUCCCCAAAAACGACAACUCACUCGCGCCAUGUCUUUCAUCUCUCUUCGUCUCUCGCACAUCCCUCUCGUCCGGUUUUCUAUGAUCGCUCUUCGGCCAAAACUGUGUCCCCACUUUUCUUUCUUGACGUACCUCUGAACUCCCCCCGACUCCUUCAACCUCAACCCGCCGCGCCCCCCCGAUUUCAUUCACCCCCUUCUCGACCUCUGGAUGCCGUGUUCCGUACGCGUUUUUCAUGAUCGAAUGUGAAGGUGGAGAAACUCUGGGUGGAAUGGAGCUUUUUUUUUUUUUUCUUGGGUGACUGGUGGUUGUAUUAUUCUACUUUCUGUUUGAAUAAUUGAAUUUACCGAUCAGAUUUUCCCCUCGAAAAAAAAUACAAGUCCCUGGAAGUCGAUCAUGGUCUACGAACGGGAGAGAGAGAUGGAGAGAAAUGAGCAGAUAAAAUUCAAAAAAACCCCUGUUUAUAUGAGAAAUGAAAUG
Molecule: messenger RNA, 866 nt
Organism: Penicillium brasilianum
Lineage: Eukaryota; Fungi; Ascomycota; Eurotiomycetes; Eurotiales; Aspergillaceae
Source: the annotation of a GenBank genome assembly